This is a messenger RNA of Lathyrus oleraceus (garden pea), 807 nucleotides long. RefSeq lists its product as uncharacterized. The transcript has 3 exons. Lineage: Eukaryota; Viridiplantae; Streptophyta; Magnoliopsida; Fabales; Fabaceae. The record is from RefSeq and is a predicted model, not a curated record. The coding region runs from base 1 to 807 and encodes 268 amino acids.
AUGAAUGCAACUGAACAAAUGCAGAUGCUCGUGAACGGUCUUAAAAUAAAGACCAAACAGCUGAUUGAUACCGCAACCGGUGGUUCCACAAAUUUUUCAAUAGCCACUGGUAUCAAAAAGAUCAUUGAAGCUAUUCCUGCUAAUGAGCACAUGGAGUUGUAUGAUAGGUGUCAAAGCAAGCCAGAAGGGGUUAUAGAUUUAAAGCUGGAAACUAAUAAAAUCCAUAUUAAAGAUACUAUAACUGCUGAAGUUGAUAAGAAGCUGAAGGCGAUGAAUAUAGCUUCGAGUUCUCAAGCACAAGGUGCUCUACCUAGUGCAACCGUGACAAACCCUAGAAAGCAUAAUAAUGUGAGCACGGUGAUAACACAAAGUGGUAAAUCUGAUGAAGUUGUUGAGGAAGGGGAUGAAGAGGAAGACCAAUUGAUCGAAGUGGACCUUGAGAUCAAAGAAAAUGAAGUUGUUAGGGAAGCAGUGGUAGCACCGAAACCGGUUGUGAAAGAAACAAUCAUUGAGCCCAAGUCGGUUGUUAAACUCCCUUUCCCCACUAGAAACAAGAAAAAAGGACAACAUGAGAAAACCUUUGAAAAAUUCUUAGAGUUGUUCAAGAAGCUGGAGAUUAACAUUCUGUUGUUGGAGGGUAUGAAGAUUCCAAUAAAGAAGGAGGAUCGAGGAGCUGUCACUAUCCCAUGUACUAUUGGAGAUAGGUCAUUCAACAAAGCUCUUAUUGAUUUGGGAGCUAGUGUGAGUCUCAUGACAUUAUCUAUUUACAAGAAGCUUGGUAUAGGGGUUGUGCAAGAUACCAGAUGA